Molecule: messenger RNA, 4655 nt
Organism: Mobula hypostoma (lesser devil ray)
Lineage: Eukaryota; Metazoa; Chordata; Chondrichthyes; Myliobatiformes; Myliobatidae
Gene: syvn1
Product: synovial apoptosis inhibitor 1, synoviolin
Exons: 16
Coding region: 433-2322 (629 amino acids)
Source: RefSeq, a predicted model, not a curated record
CGGGGCGAGGCCUGCGCUCCGAGCGGGUGGUGGGUCAUCGACGGGAGGGGGGACCGUUUGUCCGGGCGUUGGGAGGCGAAGAGGGCGGAUUCCGAAGGAGGAAAACAACUAAAAAAAUCCCCCUGACGUCGAAGGAGAAGGGGGGAAGCAGAAAAGGGUCGGACAACGCUGGGCCGGAAGUGAGGUGUCUGAGGGUAUUUCUUGCCUUUGCUGCGGCUGGGGCAGUCGGUCAGUUCUGUUACCCCAGCUGAGGAGGCUCAGCGAGCCAGGACUGCCCUGUGGUGGGACUCGCCCAGGAACCCCUCCCGAGACGGGCGGUGGACGGCCGUGAACGCGCCGGUUUAAUUUCUGCUGCGGUCCGGUUCUGGGGGCUGGAGUACGCCCCCCCCCCGGUGAUCUCCCAGCAAGCUGUUUCCUGCGGCAAGGAACGAGAUGGUGCGAUCGAUGUUGGCUACAGCCACCAGCCUGGUGCUCACCACCACGGUGAUCACCCACGCCUACUACCUGAAGCGUCAGUUCUACCCCACGGUGGUGUACCUCACCAAGUCCAGCCCCAGUAUGGCAGUGCUGUACAUCCAGGCGUUCGUCUUGGUCUUCCUGGUCGGCAAGUUCAUGCGAAAGGUGUUCUUCGGGCAGCUGCGUGCUGCAGAGAUGGAGCAUUUGAUCGAGCGCUCCUGGUACGCCGUGACUGAGACGUGUCUGGCCUUCACCGUCUUCAGGGACGACUUCAGCCCGCGCUUCGUGGCCAUCUUCACCCUGCUCCUCUUCCUCAAGUGCUUCCACUGGCUGGCUGAGGACCGCGUAGACUUUAUGGAGAGGAGUCCGAACAUCUCAGUGCUGUUUCACUUCCGGGUCACUUCGCUCAUGGGCUUGCUGACCGUGCUGGACCUGCUCUUUGUGAACCACGCCUGUCACAGCAUCAUCACUCGAGGAGCCUCUGUCCAACUGGUGUUCGGCUUUGAGUAUGCCAUCCUGCUCACCAUGGUCCUCACCAUUUUCAUCAAAUAUGUUCUGCACAGCAUUGACCUGCAGAGCGAGAAUCCCUGGGACAACAAGGCCGUUUACAUGCUCUACACAGAACUCCUGACUGGGUUCAUUAAAGUUCUGCUCUACAUGGCUUUCAUGACUAUCAUGAUCAAGGUGCACACGUUCCCCCUGUUUGCGAUUCGCCCCAUGUACCUGACCAUGAGGCAGUUCAAGAAGGCGGUGACAGAUGCCAUCAUGUCAAGACGAGCCAUCCGCAACAUGAACACACUAUACCCUGAUGCCAGCCCGGAGGAGCUGCAGCUGACAGACAACGUCUGCAUCAUUUGCCGGGAGGAGAUGGUGACUGGGGCAAAGCGGCUGCCUUGCAACCACAUCUUCCACACCAGCUGCCUCCGCUCCUGGUUCCAGCGCCAGCAGACCUGCCCCACCUGCCGCAUGGACGUGCUGCGGACCACACUGCCCACACAGACGCCUGCACCAGCGCCCGCACAGCCGCAGGCGCCCAUUGUGCCCCAGCAGCCAAACCUGCCUCCAGGGAUGAUGCCACCCUUCCCGCCGGGCCUCUUCCCCUUCUGGCCGCCCGUGGCAAACCUGGGCCAGAACUUCUUCCCCCAGGCCCCGGGCGCGGCUCCCAACACACCGCAGCCCGGUGCUUCAGCUCCCUCCGGGUCGGAUGCUCAGUCUAACGCUGCUAACAGCGACGCAUCGCGGGCCGGCGAAACGGCGGCAGGGACCGGGCUGGAACCACCGCCAGCAGGAUCGAUCCCGGGAUUCCCCUUCUCCUUCCCUCCCUUCCCGUCGGCCCCCUGGAUGGGAAUGCCGCCGCCACCCUUCGCGAUGCCUCCGAUGCCGAUGCCCCCCUCCGGUUUUGCUGGGCUGACGGAAGAGGAGCUGCGGGCGAUGGAAGGGCAGGAGCGGCAGAACCUGGAGGCCCGGCUCCAGUGCCUGCAGAACAUCCACACGCUGCUGGACGCGGCCAUGGUCCAGAUCCACCAGUACCUCUCGGUCGUCGCUACCCUCAGCCCCCCGAGGCCACCGGCAGCAGCAACGGCUGAGAGCGCGGUACCGAGCACGGAGACGGCGGAGCUGGCGGCUGGAUCGCAGGCGAGUUCGCCAGGAGAGCCCGGCCCCCCUCCGGCUGACAACAGCCCGACACAGCCUGCUCCUACGCCCGAAGAAAUAGGUCAGAGUGAUCUGGAAGGCGCUGUGGGCUACACCUCGCAGCCCUCGGACAACCUCCCGGAAGAUGGGGAAGAGUCUCUCGGAGAGCCGGACGCCGCCGAACUGCGCCGACGGAGACUACGGAAGCUCGAGCAGCCCAAUGCCCAGCACUAACUGCCCCCUCCCGGACUGGACUGCACGGCUUGAGAGUAGGGUGGCAGGGAGGGCGAGAAGAUGCCCGGGAUGGGGAGGAUUUCUCUGGUUUCCUUCCCCCACCCCGAGCCCUUCUUCCCCCACCCCACCCUACCCUCCCAAACCCUUGACCCUCGGCAUUCGCAUCAAGUGACACCGAUUUAUCCGAUUAAUGAGACCCGGCCUUCGGCGGUCUCCGGUGAAUGAAAGCGUACACCAGCUGCCACCUUUCGUCCGGUCCCCUUCACUCGGGUGGCCUUGAACUAUCGAAACAACACGGAGAGGCUUCGCUGUGUCCUUCGAGGGCAGCCAAUGCUGCCGUCGCCCGUCUCCCGUUCGCCACUGCAGCUCCCCCACCAAAACCACCACCACACAAGCCUUGCGAGAACAUCCACUGACACAGUCUCCACAUGAGGACCUGGAGUUGACGUACCAGCUGGUGAUGUCCUGUCCCUUCUCCCCUCCCCAGCACCUCCCUGACUGGUUCAACAGCUGUCCUCCAGGUCACCCAGCUUAGUCUAGCAGCUCAGCUUAUGGCAGGGGUCAGAACCACUUGUGAGAUAAAACUGUGAUAAAUAGCCAUGUCCAGACCUCUCCUCUGUCUGUCGCUCAUUAACUUGACAAACUUGGCGCCCUCAGUUGAAACUUUGGAGCCGGGCGGCCCUGAAAUAACUUCCGAAUCGUUACCUGGUAUGAAUAUGAAGCUAUUGCAAACGUGUGGAUGACUUUUUUACUGAAGACGGGAGAUGAGGGACAACGUCCUUCUGCGGUCAAGUAGGGAGUUCGUGGGCAGGGAAAGAAUCUGAGACGAGGUUUUUGCAAAACGAGAUGAGGCCCGACUGGUGUUGUGAGCCCCAAAGUGGAGAAAUGGGAAUCAUCCCAGAUUCAGACUGGAGCUAGCUGUGAUUUGUAUCAACCCAUUUUUUUUUUUGCUUCAAGCAGUUUGUUUUUGGUUUGAACCCUUACAGGAGAAUUUUGACUUUGAGUGCAAGUUGGGUAUUCAGUGCAGGGAGGUUACAGGCGAGCAGAUUGCUUCUGGUCCUCUCCUGAGGAUCACGGGGCAAGUUCGGGGAGGUGCCAGGUUUGUCUGUGUGUCUGAAACUGUGACAGGGUCCGCCAGAGUGACCUAAACGGAUUUGACUGGUGAGUGGACGCUGUGUACUCAAACCUAAGAGUCGAGGGGAAAGGCACGUUUCAUCCCUCGUUCACUCUGUUCUUUUGAAGAGAUAUUUUAUAGGCCAGAAUUAGUGAGGGGGUGGGGACUGUGCGUGUAUUCAAUCCUCUCUCCUCCCCUCUUAUCUGCUCAGUUUUCCGAGUGUUAAUUUAAUACGGUGGAAUUGUUGGAAGCUGCCUCACUAAGAUAGACUUAAUAAAGUUUGCCCCUUAUCACUGCGCCCCAAACAAUGCACCAUCUGAAUCAGGGUGUUAUGAAAUUGGGAGUUUUCUCCUGCCGUCAACUAUAUGACUUCAUGACAGGACAUCUAAGGUUCGUCCCUUCAUUUGCCCCACCACCACCACCUUUGGGAUUGCUCGAUCGAUUGACUCCAGGGGCAUCCAGCCUGUACCAGUGUGCCACUCGAGUUCGACUGGCACAGGGGUCUCGGCGCCGUUUGCGCCUGGCAAUGCGUCAUCCUGGAAAUUGCUUUGUUUCCUGGCACAUCCUUCACCCUGUGAUCAUCAGCCCAGCACCCUUUCCUGUACCCGUUCACCCAUUUUUUGUUUGUUUUGAACAUCUUUCCAGCGUUGGGGGGGAGGGUGCGGAACAAAGGGCGGGAUAGACUAAGUGAGGUGAGAUUAAUUGCUGUAGUGCACGAGGUCUGCCAGUCUUUGCGCUCCGUCUCAGAAUCCCUCCACCGGGCGCUGCGUACCUGGUCUACCAUUGGCACACCUUGCUGCUGGGCUGGUGGCUGCAGUCAGCCUGACGGGGAGGUUGGGGAGCGCUCCCGUCCUGUUCCUCUCCCACGGGCCGCCGAAAAGUUUUACCCUGCGUGUGGGCUUUGGUUCGGCGAAUGUCUCUGCCGCCAGUGUUCCAUUCCACUCUAGACUGUUCCAGAGGUGCUCCAGUGCUUGGUGGUGGGGGGAUAGAUCGGUAGGAUUAGUGCAUUUAGCCAUUUCCCAAAGGUUGACCAACUCAUUCAGAUCACUGCGCCCUUGGAUGGAAAUCCACAGUUGGUUUCGACCCAGUCGCUCACUCCCGAGGGAGAGGGACUUUGGGUUGGCCCACAUGCUGAUAUUCGGGAGCAGAGUCGGGUUGUGUUCCAGCGUAGACUCUUUUCAGGUGACCUGGUCCAUUGAACUUCAGGUGGUGGGGGGGG